UAAAAGUAAAAGUUGGUCAAAGCCUGAGCUGCUGUGGACAAAAACGUUUCUCCUACAAACUGAGUUCAGGAUUUUCUUCUCAUCAACAGAUUGAUUCUGAGUUCAGAAAUGUCUUCUGGCAGCAACCUGCAGUCUAAAGAUCAGUUUCUCUGCUCCAUCUGUCUGGAUGUGUUCACUGAUCCAGUCAGCACACCAUGUGGACACAACUUCUGCAAGACCUGCAUCACUCAGCACUGGGAUACAAAUGGUCCCUACAAGUGUCCUCUGUGCAACGAGUGUUUCGCCUCCAGGCCUCAGCUGAGAGUCAACACUUUAGUCAAAGAGAUGGUUGAUCAGUUCAGAGGUGAAGCUCAGCAGGGAGCCAGCAGCAGCUCAGAGCAACAAGCUGCCAAACCAGGAGAAGUUCCCUGUGACGUCUGCACUGGACCCAAACUGAAGGCCCUGAAGUCCUGCAUGGUGUGUCUGCUCUCCUACUGCCAGACUCACCUGGAGCCUCACCUGACCGCUCCACGUCUCAAGAAACAUCAGCUGAUGGAGCCGGUGGAGAACCUGGAGGACAGGAUGUGUCUGCAGCACGAUAAACCUCUGGAGCUGUUCUGCAGGACCGACCAGACAUGCGUCUGCUCACUCUGUGUUUUAGACCACAAGAACCACAAGUUUGUUCCUCUGAGAGAAGAAUCUGAAGGAAAGAAGGCAGAGCUGAGGAAGACGGAGGCUGAAGUUCAGGAGAUGAUCCAGGAGAGACGACUGAAGAUCCAGGAGAUCAGAGAGUCGGUGAAGAUCAGUAGAGAUGCUGCAUACAGAGAGAAAGCUGGAGGUGUUCAGGUCUUCAUGGCUCUGAUGGAGUCUGCUGAGAGACGCCUGAAGGAGCUCCUCAAGGAGAUCCAAGACAAACAGGAAGCUGCAGAGAAACAGGCUGAAGGCUUCAUCACAGACCUGGAACAGGAGAUCUCUGAGCUGAAGAAGAGGAGCUCUGAGGUGAAGCAGCUCUCACAGGAUGAAGAUCACCUCCACCUCCUGCAGAGAUUCUCCUCCCUGAAAGAUGCUCCACCCACCAGGACCUGGACAGAGGUCAGAGUUCAUCCACCAUCAUAUAAGGGGACAGUGGGGAGAGCUGUGGCUCAGCUGCAGGAGGAGAUGAAGAUGAUGAUGGAGAAGUUGAUGGAGGCUGAGAUGAAGAGGAUCCAGCAGUUUGCUGUUGAUGUGACUCUGGAUCCUGAUUCGGCUCAUCGUGAACUCUUCCUGUCUGAUGAUGGAAAACAGGUGAAACAUGGAGAUAAAAGGAAGAAACUUCCAGACAAUCCAGAGAGAUUCUCUUACUGUGUUUCUGUUUUAGGACAGCAGAGUUUCUCUUCAGGCAGAUUUUACUUUGAGGUUCAGGUUAAAGGAAAGACUGAAUGGGAUUUAGGAGUGGCCAGAGAAUCCAUCAACAGGAAGGGAAACAUCAGACUGAAACCUCAGAACGGUUUCUGGACUAUUUUGUUGAGAAAUGGAAAUGAGUACAAAGCUGCUGCUGACUCUCCAGUCCAUCUCCGUCUCCAUCCUGGUCCUCAGAAGGUGGGGGUGUUUGUGGAUUAUGAGGAGGGUCUGGUCUCCUUCUAUGAUGCAGAUGCUGCAGCUCUGAUCUACUCCUUUACUGGCUGCUGCUUCACUCAGAAACUAUACCCAUACUUCAGUCCUUGUUUUAAUGAUGGAGGUAAAAACUCUGCUCCUCUGAUCAUCUGUCCUGUUAAUCAGGCUGAUCGUUGAUCUGAUGAUGAUGACGAAGAUGAUUUUAAGAUAUUGGAAACAUCCUCAGCAGUAAAUCUGAUAUUUUCUGCUUCUGAUUGUUAUAAAGUCAAAUCUAAUAGUUUA
Messenger RNA from Poeciliopsis prolifica (blackstripe livebearer), 1854 nucleotides. Its product is annotated as E3 ubiquitin-protein ligase TRIM21-like. Bases 109 to 1749 code for a protein of 546 amino acids. Lineage: Eukaryota; Metazoa; Chordata; Actinopteri; Cyprinodontiformes; Poeciliidae. Gene Ontology annotation, molecular function: zinc ion binding; protein binding; ubiquitin-protein transferase activity. Gene Ontology annotation, biological process: protein ubiquitination. The record is from RefSeq and is a predicted model, not a curated record. The transcript has 2 exons.